CGGGUGUAAACUUUUUCAACUUUUCACUUCCUACUCCGAUUAUUCUAACUUCCUUGUCGGCAUUUGUUAAUUUCUUUGCUUGAUCAAGCUUGAACAAGAUGGAUGAAAGCACAAUUGCUAAAUCCGGGGAGUUAUGUGUUGAAGAAAAACGCUUCUUGAAAACAUCAUGGGUGAAAAGGUUUUGUGUGCUUUACAAAAAGACUACUGACAGUCAUGGAUAUAUGGAACUGUAUGAUGACCAAGAAGCUUUCACACAACAUAAAAAGAAAAGCAAAAAAUGUGAAAGACGGAUUGAACUUCAUAAUAUUAAGAGUAUUAAAAGUUCAAGUGAAAGUAGCGGAAAGGGAAAUGAGUAUCACAUUGAAAUACGAUCAAGAUUUCACAAACACAAUCUUAUGUUUAGAAAUGAGAGAGACUUUAAUGACUGGUUUGCAAUGUUACAAGCUACAGCUGAUAUAGCAGAAAGAGGGCCGGGGGAAAACUCUGCGUCUUACAGUGGCGAUAUAGAUGAUGAUUAUUCUGAUGAUGGGUCUGAUGAUGAAGUCAUUACACUUAAUCAGAUGUAUGCAUCAACAGAUACAGCACAACGAUUUGAAGUGGAAGUCGAACCUUCUGACCUUGCUAAGAUGUGUGACAUUGAAGGUAAAAUGACACUUUUAGUUGGAAAUAAUGACAUAGCAUUUGAGGACCCAAAAACAAAGAGAGUCAAGUAUAGCUUUCAGUUAGCUUGGAUGCGAAGAUUUGGAAAAUAUAAAACGCAGUCAUUUAAUUUUGAGGUGGGCAGGAAGUGCCCAAAUGGGGAAGGUUCAGUAACUUGUAUAACACCUAGUGCAAAGUUAAUUCACAAAACAUUAACACAGAAAUCUGCAAGUCGAAGCAAGCUGGUGAUUCCUCAUUCACAUACAGAGGACGAAACAAAUUGCAAAGAAAUCAAAUCAAGUAGACCGUCUGUGAACAGUGUAAAAGAGAAAUUGGAAGAGUCUCCACCUCCGGUUAAAGAAAGACAAUUGCCUGCAGUAAGCCAGCCUGUUGUUCCUGGUGGCAUGGUACGCAAGCAUCCUGGUAAAGCAAAUACUCCUAGUCUUAUUCCAAUAGUUAGACCAACGUCAGGGGAAAGUGAAAGUUCCAAUAGACCCAAGUCACCCCCACAGCCAGCUAGGCGUGGGUCUAAAAGUGGUAAGCUGCGUACUAGUGGCAAAGGUAGUCCAACGGAAGAAAAAUUGUGUCCUGCAGAGGGCAACGGCCACGUUAGACAAACUAGUUACAAAGCAGCAGUUAAUAGUGGAGAAUUUACAAAAGAAUUAGAGCAGAAAUUACAUCUUGGUAAUGAUGAUGAUUCUGAAAAAAAUCUUGAACAUGUCAAGAAAGAUAGUGUCAAAACCAAGGAAGACAAGAGGCGUGAAAAAGAAGAAAAAAAGGAAAGAGAGAAAAGAGAAAAAGAAGAGAAAAAAGAAAAAGAGAGAAAAGAAAAAGAAUUAGAAAAGGAGAGAAAAUUGCGUGAAAAGGAGGAAAAGAAAAGUGGUAAAAAGGAUAAACAAAGAGAUAGCAAUAAGGGUCAAGAGACUGCUGUUGAAAAUCAGCGAAUGAUGAGAGAACGUAUAUAUGAUGAACCAGAAAUAUCACAGACACCGUCUUCAGAUGUUAACGACCCUAACUGUAUCUAUGAUGAGGCUACAAGUCCAAUUCCGCAAAACACUCCUAUCGAAUAUGCCCAGUCAGUGAAAAAGAAAGGUCAUAAUAGUAAGACUGACAAUCUGUAUGAAGACACAGAUUCUGUACGACCAGAAAAGAAGUUACCAGAGAAAGUUGAAUAUGCCGAACCUUAUAGUAAAAAGGGCGGCAUUCCUCUAAGUCAAGAGCCAGUAAUGUAUGCUGAUGUAAAGUCUGUUGGCAAAGAUGCUUGGAAAAACUUUGGAAGAAAUGAAGAGGAAGAAGUUUUCGAAGAAGAUUAUAGUAAUAUUAAAAGUGCUAGGGAAAGUGUACAAAAACAAGAACCACCCCCUAUACCCGUUAAGAACUAUGACGAUGAUGAGGGGGAAAACAUGUACAAUACUGUUGAUUUGAAAAAACCAAAAUCACCUACAAAAGCAAAACCAGAAAAUAUAUAUGGGAUGGCAAGUGGAAAAGAAGUUGGUGAAUUACCAACAGACAUCCAAAUACCAGAAGCAGAUUAUUCAAGUGAUUCUGGAGAGUCCCUUCCAGUGGAGUCAACUUAUGAUGAUCCUCAAUAUGAGGGUUAUGAAGCACAAGCAGGUUUAAAGAAAACUUCCAAAAAUUCCAAAAAGCCAACAAAGGUAGUUGAAGCUUACGAAGAAGCUGUGGUACAAGUCAAACCAGCACCACCCAAAAAACUCACCGUAAAAGUUAAUUCAAAUGAUAUAUAUGAAGAAAUUUCAUAGAUGUCUAUAUUCAUUCACUCCAUUGUGAUUCUUGACAGGAUAGAUCAAAUUAAUAUAUUCCAGACACUACUUACAAUUAAUUGAAUCAAACUUAAUCAUUUAAAAGUAGAUAUGUAGUGGAAAUGUGCACAUUAAAACUACACUGCAGACUACAGAGGCAAAAGCAUGUAUGAGGUAAGAUUAAAACUUUGACAACUUAAAAAUUAUCCACAGACAUGUUUUUUUUGUUGAUAAAUUAGGACAUCUGGUAUAAAAUCGAGGAUAUUGAAUGUGUGUAGGUUCAAUAUUGAAUAUAUUAAACGAGUUGAAGAAAAUUGUAACAUGCAAGCCUCUGGCAAGCAAAUUAGAUAUUAUUUUAUUCAACAAGUUCAAUUAAUUCAGUAAUGAACCUACACAAAUAUAAUAUUCUAUUAAUCACAUACCCAAAUUUAGAUCAUUUAAAGUGCAAAAGAAUCAUUUUUCAUUGAUGCACCUUAAGUGUAACGCCAACAUUUAGCGCCUCUUUACACUAUAUUUGUAUAUCACAAAUAGAGACUUAAAAGUCACAUCAAAAUAUAUGCAUGGGUGUGCAAUAACAUUUUUACAGAGUCGCAAAAUCGGCACGGGUAUGCGAUAAAGGAAAUUUUCGUAAGCCAAAGUAAAAAUCCAUUUUAUUCAAAAAUUUUGUUGUAGUAAUUUAAGAGUAACAGAAUAGUUAUUAUUACCAGUGCAGGUUUAAAUUUUGAUAUUAUUUUUUUCUUGGAGUACAUGUAGUCUUCCUUAUGAUAAAAAAAAAUAGUUUAAAACAAAUACUCUAAAUAUAAUCAGUGGUAUAUAUAUUAUAAUAAGUAUAAUUAUAAGCUAUUAAUAGUUUUAAAAUGCUUUUCUUUGAUUGGCUAAGACGCAACUUUUUGUAAAAAAAAAAAUAAUAGGCCAGUAACAGAGUAUAUUUACAAUAUAAAUUUUUUUUUUAAGUCUCGCUAAAAAUAGAUUUUAAAAGUAUAUAUUCGCUUGUUUUUCUUUAAAAAUAGAAUUUUUCUUGAAAUUUACAGUAGAAUGCCAGAAUAUGACUUGAUGUUUUGUCUGUUUUAUUGUUAUGUGAAGAAGCUUUGGAAAAACGCAAACUUGUAAAAAUUAAAGCAGUUUCAUUAGCAUUUUUUUUAGGGUUCUUGAGCGUUCUUUUAAGAAAUGAGCCAAUAUUUAUCAUUUCUAGCAAAGCCCUGCACUCAGCAGUUUACUAAGGCAGUCCUGUAAUGCAUCUUGGACACUACUAGUAACUUGGUUUAUACCAUACAAUGUAAUAAAAUCUAUCACUUUUAGUGUUCAAUCUUUCAUAAGGAACAGAAAAAAGAUUAAUGUCAUGUUUUGUAACAAGUAAGUGGGUGGGGGAGUGGAAUAGCCAACAGGAAGUAUAGUUAUACAAGAACUGAAGCACUGGGAAAUUGUAUAAUAAGAAAACUGUUGGGGGAAAUGAAACUUGUAAGUAGAACUAAGUACUUUAAAGUAGCUUAUUAAGGUUAAAAAAAUGAGGAAAAAUGCAUCCCACUUGUGCUAAAUAGCAAAUUUAAAUGUUUUAAAAAGUAUGGUAAGAAAAUAAGUUUUUAUGUCACAAAAAAAAAUCAAAAUCAUGAUGCACAGUGUGUAUGUUUUUGUUAAUUUAUUUUUGUUCUUUUUUUUUAAUUCAAAAAUAUUCUUAGAACAUCUUCAUUUUCUGUUAAUUUUAUCUCAAGACUAUCCUGAAUUAAAUGAAAUGUUCAGCAAGGCAUGUGAGCAGACUUCCACCAUUAGUUCUGGCUAGACAAAUGAUCAUGAUGCCACCUUAAAAGAUAGAGGAACUGCCCAUCUAACAAUUUUAGGGAUACCAAACUUGAAAAUUUAUUUUGCUAUUAGUAUAGCAGAGUCUAUUCUAGGUGGGGGGAUGUGGGGAUUCACUCCUAUUUUUGAGAAUCCCCCCUAUUUUUUUCAGAGGCAGGCGGGAAAUUUUACAUAGAGAAAGAAGGAAAAAAAUCAACAAAUGUAAUAAAUUCUCACUUUUCAAUAAAAAUCCCCCAGUUUUUCAAAUCCUAGAAUAGACACUGGUAUAGAGUCUGGUGGCGAAGGCAAAUCAUUUUGGUUUCAGUGGAUUAACAUUUAUAUCACAGCUGUAGUGACAUACCCCCACUCACCUUGAAAAAUACACAUCACAGAUUGAGUCAGUUAAACCAUUUUGAUAUAUCACUUCUAUAUAAUAAGAAAUAUCAUUUUAUAUUUUAUAAGUUGGAUGGGGAUGGGUUAUAUUAAGGAAUCAUUUUGUCUCAUCCUGUUCAUUUUUCUUUUAUAUCUUUGAAAACAUGUUUUGCAUUUUGACACAGUUAUGCCCCUUUUUACCAAGAUAAUGUCCUUAAAUAUCUUGGACACCUUACCAGAUAUUCACUUUAAACCAAAUAUACAUUGUAAGUGUACCUGGGUGUGUUUUGAGGGACACAAACAGGAUCAGCAGAUCAAGUUUCAUUACACUACAAAGGUUUCCCCCUCUUUUUUUAAUGGUUAAACACACAUUUACUAUAUCUAUAUAAUUAUACAGGAAAUUUAAAUGUUUAAAAUUGGUUUGGGUAUGAAUCUUUUUCAGCAAUAGUUCUUUUUUUGUCUAGUUGUUGUAAAAGUUCAAAGCUUUAAGAUGCAUUAAAUCAUCACAAUAUUAAAGUAUUAAGAGUUUGUUUUUUUGCCUACAAUUUGCAUAACCUUUAGUACACUGUACAAUUAUAGCCGUAGAUUCAGUAUUAAAAUUUUAUAUUAACUCUUAAAUUUGUUUGUUGCCUUAUGUAAGCAUUUAAUGAUUAAAUUAAUUUACAUGUACAAUAAUAUAAUAAAAAAAUGUAAUAUACUGUUAUUUAUAUACAUAAUUAAUUUAUGAACAUAGUUAAUAUAGAUCACUGAAAAUUUACAAUAAUAUACAUGUAGAUAUAAUUUUAGCGCAAUAAUUUACAGAUAAUUUUGUGUACAAUAGCAUGUGUGUACAGUCAUAUAAAUGUACAAUAAUUUAUAAUUAUAUCAAACAUUGUCAUGUACAAUUAUAAUAAACAUGUAUUUGUAAAUUAUUAUGUAAUUUCACAAAAUUUUGUAUUUGUUGAGACUUAUUGUUUUGAAAAGACAAAAACAAACAAAAAAAACAUUAUUUUAUAACUUUGGACUUUAUUAGAUACUUGAAUAUCUAUUUCAGGAAUUAAAAGAUGCUUACAUAUCUGUUUCAAGCUUCAUAAGAUGCUUGAAUAUGUAUUUCAAGCAUUAAAAGAUGCUUGAAUAUCAAUAUCAAGAUUUAUAAGAUGCUUGAAUAUCUAUUUCAGACUUUUAAAAUGCUUGAAUAUCUAUUAGAAGUUCAUAAGGUGCUCGAAUAUCUAUUUCAAGUUUUAUUAUAAAUGUUAAUUCUUGAAUAUAUAUUAUAAGUUUUAUUAGAUGCUUGAAUAUCUAUUUCAAGUUUUCUUUUUGAUGCUUGAAUAUCAUUUCAAGAUUUAAAUCUAUUUCAAACUCUCAUAUUGCAUUUUAAUUUGCCCAGACACGGUAAUAUCAGUAACUAUUGUAAGGGAAGAUCACUUUUAUACAUAUGUUUUGUUUACAGAAACAGAACAUUUUCUAACCUAAUUGCAAUUCAGGAACAUAAACUUGUCAAUAAGUUGUCAGUAAUUAGAUAAGGCUACUAUGGCAAGACAUGAAUGUUUUUGUUUUAUUUCAUGUGUAAAUGAUUUUAAAUGGAUCAAUUUAGCUCUUAAGUUCAGUUUGAAGAGAUAAAAUGAUUUACCGGUAUAUAUAUGUUAUCUUGUGUUCCAGCUGUAAUGUAAAGUACUAGUAUUAUGUUUAUUUAACUGUGUACAUAAUUUUUAUGGGGUUUUCUUUCUUAUUGUUGACACUUUCAACUGUAUAUUUGGGCUUGUAUUCAUUGGUAAAAUUUUUUUACAUCAUUUAAAUUGAUUUUAAUAGGAAAUCUUGCUUUAUUCUGUCUUACUUUUUAUGUUGUAUGAAAUAUAAUGUUACAUUACCAAAAUGCAAUGUGGAUGGAGUGACUAACGCUAUGAUAUCCACCUUACUUUUUUUCAUAGAACACUUACUUUAUUGUUAUUUUUGAAAAUGAAUUUGAUUUAUUUGGGACCAGCAUAUUUAUUUACUGUUCAUACUUUCAUAAAUAUUCAAGUAAGAUAUUUAAAUAUGUAUUCUCUUGUUUAUUUCAUGCUUAUCUCUGCAAAAGUGUACAAGGUGAGCUUUUAAUAAUGUUAUCCCCAUGUGGCUCACUGAGUCAUGCAUCCUUCAGCAAUAAUCCUGUAUAUUGUGAGGAAUAUCCUUGCAAAAUACUUUUUGGUCAAAGUAUAACAUACUUUGCAGAAAGUUGGAUGCCAUGGCAAGAUGACUGAAAAUCUUUGGAAAUCUCCAAAACAACAAGGCUUUCAAAUUUGGCAAAUGGUUUGUAGCAUCAGUAGUCCUAUGCAAGAUUAUAGGGUCAGUUAUUGCCCUGCCUCUGAAGUCAUUAUUUACAGCAUCAUUUAGUGCCUUUCACAAAGUUCUUUCAAAUCAUGCUUUUUGAAUCAAAACUGCUCUUACCCCAUGAGUCAGUUAUUUUCUCUAUACCAACUACAUGUUGUUUUUUUAAAAUGACAUUUUGAUGGCUGCCAAAGCUGCAUGACCAUGAAAAGGCCAUUGAACUUGUGGAUAUGUGAUGCAUAACAUUGGAUAAGUAUUCCCUACUUACAUAUUUUUUUCCCUUUCAUUUAUGGCUUCCAAAGUCUAGUUUUGUUUUGUCAUAAAAAAUUGAUAAAAAAUUGAUCUUGCAUAACAACAAUUUCAUUACAACUCAUUUACCUAGAUUUCACAUUUUACCACUAAUUCACUUUUUUGUAAAAAAUCAAAACUUAACUUGGGGUGACCUUGAACAUGAAAUUAAAAGAAAUUAUAAUCUAAUUUAGUAAUACUUUUUCCAUUGAGCUAUUUAGAGCGAUGAUGGCACUUGUCUUCUUUAUGCAUUGACUACAUGUAUAUAUAUACAUUGAAUUUUUAAUGAAUAUAUUAAAGGUAAUAAAGAAAUGAUAAAUAUUUGAACUGCUAGAUACAAAGGAUCAUUCAUAUAUUUCUCUAAGUUUUGUAAUGUUUCAAGUGCUUUUAAAAGUAUCAAUGAGUGACUUUACAUAAAUCUCUGUAUUGUAUUAUAUUUACCCUCUUGGUGAAUAUCACAAUAUAUUGUACAACUGUUUUAACAAAAGAAAAAUUAUUUCAAAUUCAAUGGUUCAAUACUGUAGGUUGCUUAAUUAGAAACAUUUUGAAAUCAAACCCCUAUAAACAUAACAAAGCUGGACAGUUCCAUUGUAUAUUUGAAGCAUUGCGAGAGUUUAGGACACGACUGAUGAUAUUGUCAAAAUUCAUGCCAAAAUUCCUUAAAGAGUUGAUGGACGCUCUUUAAACCAACAUAAAGAACAUUUUGUGCAUACAUUAUACAUACUAGCAUUACAUACAAUAUAGUCCAGAAUUUUUACUGUUUGACCUUUGAUUACGAAGUAUGCUGUACUUAAAUAAUAUAGUCUUUCCUCUAUUUAAACUUCCUCAAAGAUGUAGAUUGUAGGCAUGAUAGAAAUAAUUUUAGAGGCUAUUUAUACAAAAUAUCUUAUACUUCCUUGUUUAAUCUAUAUGUUAUAUUAUAUACAAAUGUAGCUUGUUACAUAGUUUUUUAUUUUGAAAUUUGGGGACUAAAGGUAGUUAGGUAGCGGAAUUUGACUGUAUUGUCAACCCAUAUAAUCAAAAUAAGCUAAAUAGACAUACUUCUAGAUUUGUACAUCUGUGUCUGAAUAGAUUUUUUUAACUCAUUGUAAUUUAUAUUUUUAUAGAUUUAUUGUUUGACUUUUUAUGCCCCCGGGCAUAUAGUAAUUGAACCGUCCGUCCGUCCGUACAAGGUUAACCUAGAACGGCAAGUUGGAUUUUUCUUAAGUUUUACCUGUACCAAUCGCUUCUAAGUUUACACACUUACUAAUCAAUACAAAGUACAUGAUCUGGGCAAGUUUCAUAACUCUGGCUUUCAUAUUUACAAAGUUAUUGCCCUUUUCAGCACUUAGAAAAUGAAUAAUGGUUAACCUAAAACGGCAAGUUGGAAAUAUCUUAAGUUCUAUCUAUACUAAUGGCUUUAUAAUUUCCACACUUACUUAUCAAUACAAAGUACAUGAUAUUGCCAAGUUAUAUAACUGUGUCAUCCAUAUUUCCCAGUUAUUUCCCUUUUUUCACUUUGAAAAUAGGGCCUUGUCUGGUUAACCUAUUUCGGCAAUUUGGAUUUAUCUUAAAUUUCUCCUAAUUGCUUAAUUUCUUUAAUGAUAUCUUUCAUAUUUAGUAGGUGGAUACCUUUGAUGGUCCUCUAAUUUUUGUGUCGCCACUACGGCCUCUACGGAGUAGUGGCGACAUAUAGGGAUCACUUCUCCGUCGUCUGUCUGUCCGUCUGUCUGUCUGUCUGUCCGUCCGUCACAAAACUUGUCCGGACUACUCCUCAUAAACUACUGGUGCAAUUUCAUCCAAACUUUACAGAAAUGAUCAGUACCAAGUCUAGUUGUGCAUAUUGUCAGCAUUUUCCGGUUCAAUGAUUUUUGUCAGAGUUAUGGCCCUUUAAUAAUUUUUAAUUUUAAAGUUUGUCCGGACUACUUCUCUUAUACCACUAAUGCAAUUUCAAUGAAACUUUACAGGAUUGAUCUGUAGCUCAAGUCCUUGCGCAUAUUGCACGGGUUUUCCGGUUGAAUGAUUUUUGGCCGAGUAAUGGCCCUUUGAUAAAAAGGUGUUUUUUUCUGUGUGUUGCCAGAUACACAAAAGCUUGUCCGGACUACUCCUCAUAAACUACUGGUGCAAUUUCAUCCAAACUUUACAGGAAUGAUCAGUACCAAGUCUAGUUGUGCAUAUUGUCAGCAUUUUUCGGUUCAAUGAUUUUUGUCAGAGUUAUGGCCCUUUAAUAAUUUUUAUUUUUAAAGUUUGUCCGGACUACUUCUCUUAUACCACUAAUGCAAUUUCAAUGAAACUUUACAGGAUUGAUCUGUAGCUCAAGUCCUUGCACAUAUUGCACGGGUUUUCCAGUUGAAUGAUUUUUGGCCGAGUUAUGGCCCUUUGAUAAAAAGGUGUUUUUUUCUGUGUGUUGCAAGAUACACAAAAGCUUGUCCGGACUACUCCUCAUAAACUACUGGUGCAAUUUUAUCCAAACUUUACAGGAAUGUUCAGUACCAAGUCUAGUUGUGCACUGUCCGUCUGUCUGUCUGUCUGUCACAAAAUUUGUCUCAACAUGAAAUUGGCAAUCAUGAGGCGACACAUGUGAUCACUGAUUGCUCUUGUUUGUGGAGUAAGCGGUCUCUAGGGUCAAGGUCACUGGUUUAAAAAAUAAAUAUAAACAUUUUUGCUCAUACAGCCUUUAUAUUUUAGUUGUUGUCUUAGUUUAAUACAAACAUGCCAAGGGAGGUCCUUCUUCUUUAGGAUUAGUAAGGGGUCAUUUGGGUCAAGGUCAAUGUUACCAAUGCUAAGGUCACCAAUGAUAAAAAUGGAUUUUUACAUUUUUACAGGUGUAUUGACCUUAUUCUAUAGACAGAUGUUAUGUAUAAUUGAUAAAAACAUAAACUUUGAUGGAGUUAGUGGUCAGUUGGGUCAAGGUCACCAGUGCUAAAAAUAGAUUUUACACAUUUGCUCAUACAGCCUUUAUUAAGUGACAGAUAUAUUUUAUAUUUGGUAGGAAGAUAACUUGCAUGGUAUUCUUCCUUUUGAUUGGGGUAGGGAUCAGUUGGUCAAGGUCACUUGUGCUAAAAAUAGAUUUUUACACUUUAGCCCAUACAGCCUUUAUAUAUUGACAGAUGUAUUUCAUAUUUGGUAGGAAGAUAACUUGCAUGGUAUUCUUCCUUUGGAUGGAGUAAGGGGUCAGUUGGGUCAAGGUCACCAGUGCUCAAAAUUGAUUUUUACACUUUUGCCCAUACAGCCUUUAUUUAUUGACAGAUGUAUUUCAUAUUUGGUAGGAAGAUAACUUACAUGGUAUUCUUCUUUUGGAUAGAGUUAGGGGUCAGUUUGGUCAAGGUCACCAGUGCUCAAAAUUGAUUUUUACACUUUUGCCCAUACAGCCUUUAUUUAAUGACAGAUGUAAUAUUUUUCAACUUCACAAGUCAGAGCAAUGACUUGGCAACUUAUAUUUUUCACAAUUACAAAAUGCCAUGACUUUGUCAAGCUAUAUAACUUGUGUUUACAAUUUUUUGGCAAUUUUUCUGUCCAUAACUGAGUGAAUGGGUAAACAUUUUUUGAAAUAUUGCUACUGACAAGAAUCUGAGCCGGGGGCAUUUGUGUUUAACAAACACGUUCUUGUUUAAUGUAUGGAUUUCAUUGAUAUUAUGAUUAAUAUGUUAAGGUUUUUGUUUUGUUUGUUUUUUUUAACUUGCCAUAGCAUGUAGUGCACAAAGGUCAACUGUUCGUGUCGGUCAGUUUUCUGUCAAUUGUGACGUUCACAAUUCGAGUUGUUCACACUCUAGAAGUUACAGUUGUCAUUUGAUCUUUCCAUAAUGGUAGUAAUUAAUAAUAGCUUGGACAAGUUCCAACUAGGUCCAGUCAUAGGACAGACUAUCUUGUUAACAUAUUAGAGAGGCAGUAUUAAUGCUUGCUUGCAACGACUGUUUUGUCAAGUUGCUAUGUUGGUUAUGUUAGGUAAAAAACAAACAAAAAUUAGGUCACUACCUUAUAUUAAAGAAAAACACCUCAAAGGCCAUGCGAUGGUUUUCUGUCAAAUUGUUGCUUCAUAAUAAGUAAACUACAUCAAUUAACCUUUUACCACAUGAGCAUAUUGUGAAAAAUGGCCGUUUUCAGUUACAAGUUCAAACUGCUAUAAAACUAUGAAAAAUGCUUCAAUACUGAUGAAACUUGGCACAAAUGUUGACUGAACCAUAACCUCUGUAUCUUAAAUUUCCUGUUACCAUGGCAAUAAUGGGGGGACGUCUCAAAUUGCGAAAAAUCACUAUUUUGCAUCAAUUUUUUCCAUCAAAACUGAUUUCAAAGUGCUGCCACUUCUCAAUGCAUUGAGAUAGAAUAAAAGGCUUUUCAGCGUUGGUUACAGGUUGCCUUAGGAUCGACCUGAGGCCAUUUUUAGCCUGUCACAUGUCCAAAAUUUUCUUGGCGAUGAGUGGGACUGCCGCCCCCCAUAGACCCCCCAAACAGAAGGGCCAUCCUUCUUUUCGCAACCCCCUGAUGUAUCAUUUUGAUGGGUGGCCUCGCUGAAAAAAGUGAUCACUUUUUUUACAACAUUUCUCAAACGAAAAACAGUGUUUUGGGCCUAAAUAGGGCAUUUUACAUUGUUUGAGGCCUCAAAAAGGGGGAGGGGAGGGACAAAAAGCCGUCAAAUCACGUCUUUAUAAGGGAAAAGGUUAACACUUUAACAACAUUAAAGAGACCAUGUCGAUUUUGAUGUCUGCAUGAAACUUUGCUUUUAUGAUUAUCUAUAUGGGUCAUCUUGUGUAAAAAAUAUAGGUUCACCAGGUUUAAAAUGAAAA
Molecule: messenger RNA, 11878 nt
Organism: Ruditapes philippinarum (Manila clam)
Lineage: Eukaryota; Metazoa; Mollusca; Bivalvia; Venerida; Veneridae
Product: DNA ligase 1-like
Exons: 4
Coding region: 99-2399 (766 amino acids)
Biological process (GO): cell surface receptor protein tyrosine kinase signaling pathway
Cellular component (GO): cytoplasm
Source: RefSeq, a predicted model, not a curated record